AUGGGCAUCGUGGAGCCGGGCUGCGGAGACAUGCUGACCGGCACCGAGCCGAUGCCGAGUGACGAGGGCCGGGGGCCCGGAGUGGACCAGCAGCAUCGCUUCUUCUAUCCGGAGCCGGGCACACAGGACCUGACCGAUCGCCGUGCAGGUGGCAGCCUAGGGACGCCCUACUCUGGGGGCGCCCUGGUGCCUGCCGCGCCGGGCCGCUUCCUCGGCUCCUACGCCUACCCGCCCCGGGCUCAGGCGGCCGGCUUCCCCGGGCCGAGCGAGCCCUUUCCGCCGCCCGCGGGUGCCGAGGGCUACCCGCCAGGGGAUGGCUACGCUGCCCCGGAUCCGCGCGCCGGGCUCUACCCAGGGCCGCGCGAGGACUAUGCAUUGCCCGCGGGGCUGGAAGUGUCGGGAAAACUGAGAGUCGCGCUCAGCAACCACCUGUUGUGGUCCAAGUUCAACCAGCACCAGACAGAGAUGAUCAUCACUAAGCAAGGACGGCGAAUGUUCCCAUUCCUCUCUUUCACUGUGGCUGGACUGGAGCCCACAAGUCAUUACAGGAUGUUUGUGGAUGUGGUCUUGGUAGACCAGCACCAUUGGCGGUACCAGAGUGGCAAGUGGGUGCAGUGUGGAAAGGCAGAAGGCAGCAUGCCAGGAAACCGUUUAUACGUCCACCCAGACUCCCCCAACACCGGAGCCCACUGGAUGCGCCAGGAAGUUUCAUUUGGAAAACUAAAACUCACCAACAACAAGGGGGCGUCCAACAAUGUGACCCAGAUGAUUGUCCUGCAGUCUCUGCAUAAGUACCAGCCCCGGCUGCACAUCGUGGAGGUGAAUGACGGGGAGUCCGAUGCCGGCUGCAAUGCUUCUAAUACACACAUCUUUACUUUCCAAGAGACCCAGUUCAUUGCGGUGACUGCUUACCAGAAUGCCGAGAUCACUCAGCUGAAAAUCGACAAUAACCCCUUCGCCAAAGGAUUCCGGGAGAACUUUGAGUCCAUGUAUGCAUCUGUUGACACCAGUGUUCCCUCCCCACCCGGACCCAACUGUCAACUGCUCGGAGGAGACCCCUACUCACCUCUUCUAUCUAACCAGUAUCCCGUUCCCACCCGUUUCUACCCCGACCUUCCUGGUCAACCCAAGGAUAUGGUCUCACAGCCUUACUGGCUGGGGACAUCUCGGGAACACAGUUAUGAAGCCGAGUUCCGAGCAGUGAGCAUGAAGCCCACAUUCCUGCCCUCUGCCUCUGGGCCCACCGUGCCCUACUACCGUGGGCAAGAAGUCCUGGCACCCGGAGCUGGCUGGCCUGUGGCCCCUCAGUACCCUCCCAAGAUGAGUCCAGCUGGCUGGUUCCGCCCCAUGCGAACUCUGCCCAUGGACCCUAGCCUGGGAUCCUCAGAUGGACGGGUACCAGAGGAGCAGGGCUCCCCCUCGCUGUGGACUGAGGUCACCCCUCUCCGGCAGGAGCCCAGCGACUCCGGACUAGGCGAAGGAGAGUCUAAGAGGAGGCGGAUAUCCCCUUAUCCUUCUAGUGGUGACAGCUCCUCUCCUGCUGGGGCCCCUUCUCCUUUUGACAAGGAAACCGACGGCCAGUUUUAUAACUACUUUCCCAACUGA
Messenger RNA from Microtus ochrogaster (prairie vole), 1605 nucleotides. It is a transcript of the gene Tbx21, whose product is annotated as T-box transcription factor 21. Gene Ontology annotation, cellular component: nucleus; chromatin. Gene Ontology annotation, biological process: positive regulation of DNA-templated transcription; lymphocyte migration; cell fate specification. Lineage: Eukaryota; Metazoa; Chordata; Mammalia; Rodentia; Cricetidae. The record is from RefSeq and is a predicted model, not a curated record. Gene Ontology annotation, molecular function: DNA-binding transcription factor activity, RNA polymerase II-specific; RNA polymerase II cis-regulatory region sequence-specific DNA binding.